AUGGUUGGAUUGGAUGAUGGCCCUGAAGACCUCUGGGUUGAGUUUCUGAGACUGAUUAGGCUGAUUAGGCUGAUUCUCUCUGAUAGACUGGGCAGAGAGUGGAUAGGACACGUUAUGGAGCAACUAACAGAGCACAGCCUGACCGUACUAGCGACACGAAAAACUUUCCAAAUAACUUACAACAACAACAGCAACAACAACAACAACAACAUAGACCGAUCCAUAACUCGCAUAUGUGCCAGACAAAUCUCGGCAACUAUGCAACCGUCAUCCACUGCAACUGCAACAAAAACGACAGCCUCAUCAAAUAAUCCUCAUAAAAAUCGCUCAAAGAACAAGUCCAACCCGACAACAACAACCAACACUUCUUCAAAAUUGUCAGCACCCACAACAACAUCAUCGACGACAACAACAACAUCAACAACAAUGGACAACACCUCACACAAAUACCUGGUAGUCCAUGAAGAGUAUGACCAAACCGGAUUAAAGUUCUCCUGUAUUCAGUUCCUGCCAAGGGACGCCAAUGUUUUCCAGCUGAAGUACAGUACCAUUCUGGGAUCUAAAAUGGACGCUGGGAGUUUGUGCGCGGAGGAAGUGAUGAAGUUGGAUCCGUGGUUGUUUGUGGAUAAGAAUCAUCUGGGAAGACAUAUCUACGAUCCUGAUAUGGAUAUCGAUAUCCGUGGUGCUGGUGGCGAUGAUGAUUAUGAUGGUGGUGGUGGGGGAAAAGUUAGGUGGUUUGCUGAAAGAUGUCCGAAAUUCCGAAAUGAGCAGAAACUCAAAAACUUACAAAAUCAACGUGCAAAAGAAGGAGUGGACAUAAAAUUAGCAUAA
This is a messenger RNA of Helobdella robusta, 831 nucleotides long. RefSeq lists its product as hypothetical. The coding region runs from base 1 to 831 and encodes 276 amino acids. The transcript is spliced from 3 exons. NCBI's taxonomy places the organism in Eukaryota, Metazoa, Annelida, Clitellata, Rhynchobdellida, Glossiphoniidae. The record is from RefSeq and is a predicted model, not a curated record.